UUCUGGCAUUUCUGCAACGAUUUUGACUGCUGAUGAGUCUCCUCGUGAUAGUCCAAGAAAAAAGAAAACAAAGAAGCCCCAAAAUGAAGAAUAUGAAUCCAAGCAAAAGAGUACCAAAUAGAGCAGCGACUUGCAGCAAAGACACAGAGCGAUUAGGAGAAAAAUGGCAGCAACCCGGAGGUCCUUGUCCCUGCACCUACUUCCAGCAACUCCCACAGGCUAUAGCCAUGGAGAUUCUCUCAAGGCUCUCCAUGAAAACCCUCUUCAACUGCAGGUGCGUUUGCAAAGAGUGGCUUUCUCUAAUUUCUGACCCUCACUUUACUCAUCUCCACCUAUCAAGAUCAAGAAUUGGCAUCUUGAUCAAGAAGUAUCCCCAUAAUCUGAAAUCAUGGAAACCUGAGUUGACCCAUGUAGAGGAAUGUGCUGAAUCUGAUUUGUGGGUAGACACAAUGAACUUUACUGACAAUGUACCCAUUUCCGAAUUCGGUUUGGUAAACUCAUGCAAUGGUUUAGUUUGUUUGUCUGGACCUCAUAAAUAUGACCCAUGUUAUGUUUGCAAUCCAAUUUUGGGUGAAUUCAUCAUCAUUCCACCUACCCAGAAAGGUAGGGGCUGGUGCAGUUUUGUUGGGUUUGGUUUUAGCGUCCGGACGAAUGAGUACAAGGUGUUGCAAACGAGCUUAUCUGACAACUUCUGCAAGGCUGAGGCUGAGAUAUACACCAUUGGUACAGGGCUUUGGAGAAGCAUUGGAAAUGCUCCUAUGGACUUCCCUGAGUUACCAUUCAAUUCUUAUCUGCGAGGAGCUCUUCAUUGGGUUUCCUAUGGUGGUAAUAUGUCUAUGCUUAUAAACACUUUCAACUAUGGAACAGAGCAAUUCCAACGAUUACCCUCACCUAGCUGCUUUGGACAAAGAAAGAAGCAAUCUUCAGAGUCUUUUAAGUUGGGAGUGUUAGGAGGUUGCCUCCUUUUAUCUGUGUUGGAUGAUGAAUCUAGAAAAAUUGGCAUGUGGGUUAUGAAGGAUUAUGGUGUCCAAGAGUCUUGGACUAAAUUUCUUGUCAUCAUCGAAAACUUGUUUCAAAGGACACAUUUCUUCAGUUUGCAUGAACCUAUCAUGUUUUUGAGUAAUGGGGAAAUCCUGAUGGUGCACAACAGUUGGGAUGUUCUUUGUUAUAAUAAAGAAAAAAAGAGUUUCAGGGAAAUCAGAAUUACUGGGACUCAGUCGUCAUUCUCAUUCGAUGCAAUUGCGUACAGUCCAUCCUUUGUUUCACUCUACGAUGUUUCAAGAGGAGAGAAGGUGAAGAGGGUAAGAGGCAGGAAUAAAUCUGACAAGCUGCUUGCUGUGGGGAGUUCUGAUUGUGUUGGUUCUGGUAUGCCACCCUACAAGUACAGAAAACUUAACUGAGGUUAUGGCCAGCCUAUUUUCUUGUGACCAUCUUCUGUUUUCUUGGAUACCAAAUGGUUGUUGCUGUCUUCUUUUUUUGCUGAACAAUUUCAGCUGGAUUUCACUUUGAGGAUAGGGAAUGAAUGUGCUAUAUGUGGCAGGGACUUGGGUUUUGUUUUCAAAUGUAAGGGGUUCCGAAUGUGUCGAUAAUGUUACGAAACACAAGUUCAUGCUGAGAAUUCUUGAAUUGCUUUUUAGUUUCAA
Prunus avium (sweet cherry) is the source of this 1643-nucleotide messenger RNA. Its product is annotated as F-box protein At3g07870-like. The record is from RefSeq and is a predicted model, not a curated record. Gene Ontology annotation, molecular function: protein binding. NCBI's taxonomy places the organism in Eukaryota, Viridiplantae, Streptophyta, Magnoliopsida, Rosales, Rosaceae.